Molecule: messenger RNA, 813 nt
Organism: Nerophis lumbriciformis (worm pipefish)
Lineage: Eukaryota; Metazoa; Chordata; Actinopteri; Syngnathiformes; Syngnathidae
Source: RefSeq, a predicted model, not a curated record
AUGUGGAACCAGGGAGGAUACAGUGACUCGAGUAUGGCUGUCGGUGGCUACACUCAGUCCCCCGGUGGCUUUGCGUCACCUUCUAUGUCCCAGGGUGGAGAGAAGAAAUCAAGAACCAGAGCGUCACAGAUCAUACCCUGCACCGUUUCCCAGCUAAUGUCCGCUAGCCAGGUGGACGAGGUCUUCAAAGUUGGCGAAGUGGAGGUGUCGCAGGUGACCAUCGUUGGAGUCAUUCGUAUUACAGACAAAUCCAUGACCAACAUCCAGUACAAAGUGGACGACAUGACGUCUGCCCCCAUGGAUGUAAAACAGUGGGUGGACACAGAGGACCCCAGCGUGGACGGUUCGGUGCUCCCUCCUAACACUUACGUCAAAAUCUCGGGAAAUCUGCGCUCCUUUCAGAAUCACAGGUCGGUGGUUGCGUUCAGCGUGAGGCCCGUGGAGGACAUGAACGAAAUCACUUCGCACAUGCUGGAGGUGGUCCAGGCACACAUGGCGCUCAGCAAGGAUCAAAACUCGGGUAACUAUAUGUCGUCUGUGUCACGUCCCGUAACUUCCAGCAGCAUGGACACGAGCUACAUGGGUGCGCAUGACACUGUAAACAACGGUUUAAGCGCCAAUCAGAACCAGGUGCUGAGUUUUAUCAAAAGCUGUCAGGACCCACUAGGCGUCACCCUUCAAGACCUGAGGACAAGACUGAGCCACAUCAGCUUGCCAGCCCUCAAGCAAGUGUUGGAAUUCCUCGGCAACGAAGGUCAUGUCUUCUCCACCAUCGACGAAGACCACUACAAGUCAACUGACUAUGGCAUGUAG